Molecule: messenger RNA, 906 nt
Organism: Dipodomys ordii (Ord's kangaroo rat)
Lineage: Eukaryota; Metazoa; Chordata; Mammalia; Rodentia; Heteromyidae
Gene: Sox7
Product: SRY (sex determining region Y)-box 7
Exons: 2
Coding region: 1-906 (301 amino acids)
Biological process (GO): anatomical structure morphogenesis; cell differentiation; regulation of DNA-templated transcription
Molecular function (GO): RNA polymerase II cis-regulatory region sequence-specific DNA binding; DNA-binding transcription factor activity, RNA polymerase II-specific
Source: RefSeq, a predicted model, not a curated record
AUGUACGGAAAGUCGUGGAAGGCACUGACACUGUCGCAGAAGCGGCCAUACGUGGACGAGGCGGAGCGGCUGCGCCUGCAGCACAUGCAGGACUACCCCAACUACAAGUACCGGCCUCGCAGGAAGAAGCAGGCCAAACGCCUGUGCAAGCGCGUGGACGCCGGCUUCCUCCUGAGCUCCCUCGCCAGAGACCAGAACGUCCUGCCCGGCAAGAGCUCUGGCAGCGGGGGGCCCCUGGGGGAGAAGGAGGACCGGGGUGAGUACUCCCCGGGCGCCGCUCUGCCCGGCCUCAGGGGUUGCUACCAAGAGGGCCCAGCCGGAGGAGGCGGCCCCCCCGGCAGCGCGGACAUCUACCCCUACGGGCUGCCCACGCCCCCUGAGAUGUCGCCGCUGGACGCGCUGGAGCCCGAGCAGACCUUCUUUUCCUCCCCUUGCCAGGAGGAGCUUGCCCACCCUCGCCGCAUGCCCGCCUUGUCCGGGUCGCCCUACCCCCCGGAGUUCGCCUCCAGUCCCCUCCCGUGCAGCCACCCCCUGGGCCCCCUGGCCAUGAUGGCCACCGCACCCGGAUGCCCCCCAUCUCCUGCCUACUACCCCCCCGCCCCCUACCACCCGCUCCACCCCAGCCUCCAGGCCCCCCUGGGCCAGCUGUCCCCGCCCCCUGAGCACCCUGGCUUCGACGCCCUGGACCAGCUGAGCCAGGUAGAACUGCUGGGAGACAUGGAUCGAAAUGAGUUUGACCAGUACUUGAACACUCCUGGCCACCCCGACCCCGCCCUGGCACCGGGGACCCUCAGCGGGCACGCACCCCUCGCCCAGGGGACUCCCUCAGGCCCCACAGAGACCAGCCUCAUCUCUGUCCUGGCCGACGCAACAGCCACAUACUACAACAGCUACAGCGUGUCAUAG